AGAAUGUCCACAAAUACCAAAACCUAAACUCGAUAAAAGCAAAAUAAUUGUGAAAUAUGCAUGAAAAGUUUUUCAUUGUAAAUUAAAUGUUUAUUUCAGAAUGCAAUAUUAGCAUUAAUGCAAGAGUUGUUUGCGAGCUAUUUGUUACGAUUGUGGAAGAAAAGGAUUAGUAUUUACUUAUAUUAAUUUGAGGUCAUCAAUUUUGAUCUCAAAAAAGAACAUAAAGUUUGUCCAGUUUGCAAAAAUGAGUAGGAAUAUUUAGAAAAGCUGAUAAACGAAAAGAAAUUACAAUACAAUAAAAAUUCUCUUAAUACUAAAGAAUGGCUUCAAUAUAAUUGUAUUGAUAAGUAUAAGAUAUGAUGAUUUAGAGCUAAAGAGUUAAUAAUUAACGAUUAUUAUUAUUAAAAACUAGAAGAAAGCAAAAAAAAUUUAACACAACAAGACUAUGAGAAUCUUAAAUUAAUCAAACUCUACGUAAUUCAAGUAUAAGAUUAUUCAUUAAAUCAAGAUGCGCUCUUAAUUUAAAUAUUCCAUGAUAGAAUUCGACUAUUAUUUGACUAAAUAUUUGAUCAAAGAUUUGAUUAAAGAUAAGACUUAAGAAUAGAUUAAAGAGUUAUUGGAUAGUAUUAUAACCAAUUAUGUCUCUUCAGUAUUGCAAUGCUUCAUAUAUGAUAACCCCUCUAUUAAAUGUACUUAUGUAGAUUAAUUUUAUUAAUAAACUUUAGAAUUUGGUUUAGUUAACCUAGUUUUUAUUGUAUUUCCAUUCCCAACCCUUAGUUCUCUUUUUUAUCAAUUUAUUAAGAAAAGAAGGUUGCUUAAAAAGAUUAUUAGAAAAUGCUUAACAACUCUAAGAUUCAGAAAUUGAUGCUUUGCAAGAAAUUGGGAAAAAAAAUCAUUAAAUUGAGCAAACAGAUUUAUUCUUUUUCAGAAAAUAUUUAGAAAAAUAUGCUAACAGCAUGUUAUAAAGUUUAUUUAUCGAUUUUCUCAAUGUAUUAACAUUUAUAUUGCCAGGUUCCAUGCAUAAUUUAUAUUUUUGAUCGCAUUUUUAAAUAUAAGGAUUAUUCUUAAUUAGAAGAUAUUACUGCUUUGUUGGGUUAUUUAAGUUUAAAAGAUAUCAAGUUGAAAGGAUAGGAUGAUGAAUUUAUAACCAAUUAGAUACGAAAUAAUACAACAAGAUAAGAUCUCAAAAAAUAUCUAAAUAAAGAUGAUAAUGUUGAAUAAAUUUAAAAAAGAAAUACAUACACGAAAUAUGAAGAAAUAUUUUAAAGCAGUAGAUAAUCAAUUGAACCUUAGAAUGAAAUAUAAUAGAUUUUGUAAUUAAUAGAGAGUUAUGUUUUAAAAUAACAACCCUUGAGUAAUCGCCAAUAAGAAUUGAUAAAAUCACUAAAUCCAGGAUAAUUGCAAAUUAUUUAGAAUCUCAUUGAAUUACAAGGAUAAAAAGCUCAAAUUGAGUCUUAGAAUUUACCUCGUUUAAACUCUAUCAAUUAAAAUAUGCUAGAAAAAUAAGUAGUAAAUCAAGAAUCCAUUUGA
Messenger RNA from Paramecium octaurelia, 1530 nucleotides. Lineage: Eukaryota; Ciliophora; Oligohymenophorea; Peniculida; Parameciidae. The record is from the annotation of a GenBank genome assembly.